AUUUCAUUUAGCAGUGGCAGUGCCAUCAUUUUCACCCUCCCUUUGAAUGCCAUGUUGCUGCUGCUGCUGCUGCUCCUCCUUUCCACAUGUAAUAAUUAUAAGCUCUUCUUUUCAAGGACUCGCCCACUUGCGUUUUGGGAUUGGUCAAUUGAUGCAAUUUUGCUGUGACUUUUUCAUAAUCGUGAUGUUCUCAAAAUUCUCUCAUAUGUUUUGCUUUUGCUUGAUUAAUGGCUUUCAAUUCACACAUGUACUCUGUAACAGCAACUCUCUGGAGGAAGCCAUUGAUUUGAACUCCCGUGACCUUCAAGUAGCAGUAAAAAUCUGAGCUUUAGUACUACAAUUUCAUCUCUUUUAAAGCUCAUCUGCAAGAAAAUUUUCCAAUUGGUUUGCAGAGCUCGAGAAUCGAAUCCCCGUGAGGAAUUCAAUUCUGAAUGAUGUGACCAUUAAAGAGGGUAGCCAGUGAAAUUGAUUCAUUCAUUCAUUCAAUAUUUCCUUUCCUUGCCCUGUAAUUAAGCAGCUCAUCUGUCAUUUACUUUGUGUCCACCUCUCCAUUCUCAUCUCAAAAGAUUCUCAUUUCUUCAUUCAAAGUUGUUACUGAAGUUUUUGUCUUGCUCGUGUAGUACGUAAGCUGUUGUUGGGAACCGAGAGGAAUAAAUGUACAGUUGGGUGAGGUUGUCUCGAGAUAGCCUUUGAGGUGUUCGUGAAAUUGCCUGAGAGGAAGGUCGUCAAUAAAUAGUCUUCUUCUUGCCAUCAAAAUGGAGAAGCUUUGAGCAUGGUGGAGGAGAAAUGGGGGAGAAGAAGAAACCCACGACGACAGGUUGGUUUUCUUUGAAGAAAUCGUUGCAGUGCAAGACAGAAGCUUCGGAGGUUCAGAGCCCGAAGAGCAGGAAGCAAUUGAGCUCAAUUCUGACAAGGAAAGGGCCGAGGUCGGGGUGUUCGAGGUCCAUUGCUAAUCUGAGAGACGUCAUCCAUGGCGGAAGCAAGGCGCAUCCAGAAAGGCCACCGAGCUGUAGCCCGAGGUCCAUAGGGAGCAGUGAGUUUCUCAACCCGAUUGCCCAUGAGGUCAUCCUAAGCAACUCGAAAUGCGAGCUCAAAAUCACCACUGGUUUUGGAGGGCUCCAUGAAAGCAUCAAUGGCUCGGCGUUUGUGGAUUUGGGGACUCUAAAACCAGGAACGCCUGGCCCUGGAGGACAAACCCUAAACCCCACUGUACAUUACUUCAAUCCUUCCUUCAGGACCUUCUCUGCCAACAAUGGCGGCUCUGCUGUUAUUCCCGGCCACAAAAGCGCCCGGCCGCGGCCACGUGCACCUCCUUCUUGCAAUGGCGCCGGCGUUACUUGCCACAAGUGUGGGGAGAAUUUUGCCAAAUGGGAAGCUCUUGAAUCGCACCAUUUGUCGAAACAUGCCGUGACUGAGCUCAUAGAAGGCGAUUCGUCGAGGAAGAUAGUGGAGAUCAUCUGCAGAUCGAGCUGGGUGAAAUCGGAGAGCCACAGCGUGAGAAUCGACAGGGUGUUUAAGGUCCACAACACGCAGAACACUCUGGCCCGCUUCGAGGACCACCGGGAGGCCGUGAAAAUCAGGGCCGGGAAGCUCCAGAAGAAGCACCCACGAUGCUUGGCCGACGGCAACGAGCUGCUGAGGUUCUACGGCACCACUCUCGCCUGCGCCAUCGCCGGAACUUCCAGCAUAUGCGUUUCCGACAAAUGCUGCGUUUGCCGCAUAAUCCGGCAAGGAUUUUCCGGCAGGACGGACCUGAGAGACGGGGUUGGCGUUUUCACGACUUCCACUAGCGGAAGGGCGUUCGAAAGCAUUGGGGAUGGCGGCGCCGGGACGAGGAAGGCGCUGAUUGUCUGCAGAGUCAUCGCCGGGAGGGUUCACCGGCCGGUGGAGAACCUCCGGGACGUCGCCGGGCAGACGGCGGGGUUUGAUUCGCUGGCGGGUAAAGUUGGGCUGCAUUCUAACAUUGAGGAGCUUUACUUGCUCAAUCCGAAAGCUCUUCUGCCCUGUUUUGUUAUUAUUUGCAAGGCCUGAGGUUUGCAAGAACAGGCUCUUUGUUGAAAUUAAUGUGAAUGAAUUAAUGAAUGAUUUUUAGGAAUUUGGCAAGU
Messenger RNA from Andrographis paniculata, 2105 nucleotides. RefSeq lists its product as uncharacterized. Bases 787 to 2031 code for a protein of 414 amino acids. NCBI's taxonomy places the organism in Eukaryota, Viridiplantae, Streptophyta, Magnoliopsida, Lamiales, Acanthaceae. The transcript has 2 exons. The record is from RefSeq and is a predicted model, not a curated record.